Messenger RNA from Durio zibethinus, 354 nucleotides. RefSeq lists its product as uncharacterized. The record is from RefSeq and is a predicted model, not a curated record. Lineage: Eukaryota; Viridiplantae; Streptophyta; Magnoliopsida; Malvales; Malvaceae.
AUGGAAGCUGGGUCUAUAGGAGUAGGGUUCAUGGCAGUCUUUGCAGUUUCAGGAAGUGUAGUUUUCGUUGCUCAUGAAGUCCAUAAACGUCUCCUCUCAGAUUUCAUGGAGAAGAUAGAAUUUGAAUUGGGUGGAAGUGGAAAAUGUAAAGUGAAGAAAAGGGUUCAUUUUGCUGAUGAUGUGAUGGAACCAUCAUCCAAUAACAAAGAAUACAGGAAGGGGAAUCAUAGCUUCAACCUGGCAAAGCAGGCUAAGGAAAUUGGUGAAGAUGAUCAUCAUCAUCAGGUCCUGGAAAUAUCAGAUUCUUCCAUGCCUCUCAACAGGCAGAAUUUUCUCUUAAUUCCAAAAGGUUGA